AUGGAGCCCGCCGAGCUGGAGCACGCGCUGAGCAGGACCCCCUCCUGGAGCAGCUUUGGGGGACCCGAGCAUCAAGAGAUGAGCUUCCUAGAGCAAGGAGACAGCACUUCAUGGCCAUCACCAGCCAUGACCACCAGCGCAGAAAUAAGCCUUGGGGAACAGGGGACCAAGGUCUCAAGAUGGACAAGCCAGGAGGCUGUAGAGGAAGGGGAGCUCCCAGGCCUGAAGGGAGGUCCCCAGUCCAGGCCAGCUGCUGAGUCCACCAGGCUGGAGGCCACAUUCCCCAAGGCCACACCCUUGGCCCAAGCCACUCCCUCGUCCGGGGUGGGCACCCCCACAACAGAGCGAGACAGCCUCCCCUCUGACUGUUCAGCCUCUGCUUCUGGCUCCAGCACAGAUGAUCUGGAUCUGGGCAUAGAGUUCUCAGCCCCAGAAGCAUGGGGGGAUGAGCUCGGCCUGGUGGAAGAGAGGCCGGCCCAGUGCCCGUCCCCGCAGGUGCCAGUACUCAGGCUGGGCUGGGACGACGAGCUGCGGAAGCCGGGGGCCCAGAUCUACAUGCACUUCAUGCAGGAGCACACCUGCUACGAUGCCAUGGCAACCAGCUCCAAGCUAGUCAUCUUCGACACCAUGCUACAGAUCAAGAAGGCCUUCUUUGCCCUGGUGGCCAACGGCGUUCGGGCUGCACCUCUUUGGGACAGCAAGAAGCAGAGCUUUGUGGGGAUGCUGACUAUCACAGACUUCAUCUUGGUUCUGCAUCGCUAUUACCGGUCCCCCCUGGUCCAGAUCUAUGAGAUUGAAGAACACAAGAUUGAGACCUGGAGGGAGAUCUACCUUCAAGGCUGCUUCAAGCCUCUGGUCUCCAUCUCUCCCAGUGACAGCCUGUUUGAAGCCGUCUACACCCUCAUCAAGAACCGUAUCCACCGCCUGCCAGUCCUGGACCCAGUCUCAGGCGCCGUGCUGCACAUCCUCACACACAAACGGCUUCUCAAGUUCCUGCACAUUUUUGGCACCCUGCUGCCCCGGCCCUCCUACCUCUCCCGCACCAUCCAAGAUCUGGGCAUUGGCACAUUCCGAGACUUGGCUGUGGUGCUGGAAACAGCACCCAUCCUCACUGCACUGGACAUCUUUGUGGACCGGCGUGUGUCUGCGCUGCCGGUGAUCAAUGAAGCUGGACAGGUCGUGGGCCUCUACUCCCGCUUUGAUGUGAUUCACCUGGCAGCCCAACAAACAUACAACCACCUGGACAUAAGUGUGGGAGAAGCCCUGAGGCGGAGGACACUGUGUCUGGAGGGAGUCCUUUCCUGCCAGCCCCACGAGACCUUGGGGGAAGUCAUCGACCGGAUUGCCCGGGAGCAGGUGCACCGGCUGGUGCUUGUGGAUGAAACUCAGCACCUGCUGGGCGUGGUGUCCCUCUCCGACAUCCUUCAAGCUCUAGUGCUCAGCCCCGCUGGCAUCGACGCCCUCGGGGCCUGA
This is a messenger RNA of Rangifer tarandus platyrhynchus (Svalbard reindeer), 1473 nucleotides long. The record is from the annotation of a GenBank genome assembly. Lineage: Eukaryota; Metazoa; Chordata; Mammalia; Artiodactyla; Cervidae.